Messenger RNA from Carica papaya (papaya), 751 nucleotides. RefSeq lists its product as uncharacterized. NCBI's taxonomy places the organism in Eukaryota, Viridiplantae, Streptophyta, Magnoliopsida, Brassicales, Caricaceae. The record is from RefSeq and is a predicted model, not a curated record.
GUUCUUCUUUCCUUCUUCUACCCCGUCUUGGAAGAUUUCUCAAGGGAAUCCACCUAAAAUGCUCCGAAAAUUCAACCCUUGUCUUCUUCUUCUUCUUCUUCUUCUUCUCUGCAGAUCAACAUGAACACAGAGAACCAGGGAACUUCCAAUGGAUGGCCGCUGGGACUCGAGAUUAUGACAGUAAGACUCCAAAUUGGCGAAAGGCUAUCGGCUGCUCCAGUCAUGGCACGAGGGCCUUAUUCUUUUCACCUCCCAUCAAGCAGUUUCUCCUCAUUUUCAUCAUCCAAUCUUGACACCGAGUCCACAACAUCUUUCUUCAAAGAUCACAGUGUGUCACUAGGCAAGUUGAUUGGACUUAGAACUGGUGAGAGAGGAAGGUUGUACUUUACGAAUUCCAUCCAAUGUGAACAACGUGAGAGAUUGUCUGUAAGAACUCAGUGUGCAGAUGCAUCUGUAGCACAUAAUAAACCAGAAAUGUCUCCAGGAAUCUGCGUUCCUCUGCUUCUAUGUGCCCUUGUGAAAACAGGUCGGACUCGGAAUCGGAGUCAGAGUCGGAGUCAAAGUCAGUCUAGUGGGUAAGCUUGAGGGAUGACAAUUCCACUUGAUGUGUUCUUCCUUGGCAUGAAACAAACAACACACUUCAUUGACAUGCAAUUUUUUUUUUCUUUUGUUUCUUUUAUUAUUUUUUUAUUUCAUAAUUUUCUGUACUUGAAAAUCAGUCAUUCCUUAUAAUGUAAAUUUUGUUAUUUUU